Messenger RNA from Suncus etruscus (white-toothed pygmy shrew), 462 nucleotides. It is a transcript of the gene UCN3, whose product is annotated as urocortin 3. Gene Ontology annotation, biological process: hormone-mediated signaling pathway; digestion; adenylate cyclase-activating G protein-coupled receptor signaling pathway. The transcript has a single exon. The coding region runs from base 1 to 462 and encodes 153 amino acids. Gene Ontology annotation, cellular component: extracellular region. The record is from RefSeq and is a predicted model, not a curated record. NCBI's taxonomy places the organism in Eukaryota, Metazoa, Chordata, Mammalia, Eulipotyphla, Soricidae. Gene Ontology annotation, molecular function: corticotropin-releasing hormone receptor 2 binding; hormone activity.
AUGCUGGCACCCACCCGCUUUCUGAUGCUGCUGCUGCUGCUCCUGCCUCCAGGAACCCCCAGUCCGGAUCUCCCCCCUAAAUUCUACAAAGUCAAGUUCAUCUCCAGCUGCAUCAAUGCCGCCCUAUCAGGGGCCAAGGGAGACCAGCUGGAGGGACCUCUGCCACAGAGCAAAAGAAAUUUCUUCAUGGAGGAGAUCCAGGAGGAGCAGAAAGGAAAGAGGGAAGUGGAGAUGGGGAAGAGAAGCCCUCUUGGUGUUGCCAGAUACAAAGCUCCCAACCCGCAGCUGAGGGGAAAACUGCCCCAGGACAAAGCCAAGAGCAACAGGCGAGCCCAAUUCACCCUGUCACUGGAUGUCCCCACCAAUAUUAUGAAUGUCCUCUUUGACAUCGCCAAGGCCAAGAAUGUGAGGGCCAAAGCAGCGGCCAACGCCCAGCUGCUGGCCCAGGUAGGCCGGAGGUAG